Messenger RNA from Trichoderma reesei QM6a, 435 nucleotides. RefSeq names its product carbohydrate-binding module family 13. Lineage: Eukaryota; Fungi; Ascomycota; Sordariomycetes; Hypocreales; Hypocreaceae. The transcript has 4 exons. Bases 1 to 435 code for a protein of 144 amino acids. The record is from RefSeq and is a predicted model, not a curated record.
AUGUCUUUCAACGAGGGAACCUACUUCAUCACCACCGCCCUCUCCAGCCACAAGGCUGUUGACCUCGACUCGUCUGAGGCCACCGGCCGCAUCAUCGUUUACGAGGGCCAUGACGGCAAGAACCAGCAAUGGCGCGUCUCCAAAAUCACCCACGACGAAUGGAGCAUCCAGAGCGUGGCUACCGACACCUACAUCACAGCCUCAAGUGGUGACGAUGCCGCGGUCCACGGCUCCAAGCUCCUGCCCGAGUGCAACAGCGUCGCUCGCUGGAAGAUUGUCAAGGCCAACAAAGGCGAUAAUUAUCACAUCUACAGCGUGGCGCAUCCCCGCAAGGUCCUCGAUGUGACGGGCAGCAAGCAGGAGAAUUCGACUCCCAUCAUCGCCUACAACUAUCACGGUGGCGCGAACCAGCAAUUUAUCUUCAGCGAGGUGUAA